AUUCGAAUCCCGGUCGAGGCUUGAUAUUUUCCCGUAGGCCCGAACCUUCAGUCCUCACAAAGCCGCGGAGGGACCUCUACACUCCCGCCGUACAUUAACCGGUACAACAGUUUCAUGUGGAAUGAUUAAGUAACCAUUGCGAUGCUCUGUGAAACUGAGUGAUGCUGAUGAUAAAACGUGAAUUGUUUGGUUUUAAGUGGUGAUUAAUUUAUGAGAUUGUUCGUGGCUCUGAAGGGGACACUUAGUGUUGGUUGGACGAGGUCGUAACGCGGUCCUUGUGAAGAGCAUUAACAAAUUUAGGCGCCAUCCAGGCAUGAUUUGAACAAUCGAGGAAGGCGCGUGCGCGCGCGAAUGGUGCGCAGUGAUGGGGGGGCCGCGGCGCAUGUCCAGUGCGCUGCUGCUGCCCUUCGCGCUGCUGUCCCUGCCACCCACCGAUGCUGCCAACACUACCACCUACCGGGAAGAAGUAGAAUCGUCACUUCGUCUGGUGCAUGCAGUGGCUACCGGUGCGACAGGAGCGCUGUGUGUCACACACCGGUAUGGGCGGCUGCGGGCACCACUGCACGCGGCGCGGUGGGACACUGCAAGAGCCAGGGCUGAUCUCGCUGCUAACCUACUCCAUCAACUAGGCUUGGAAUCUGCAGAAGUGCUAAUGGCAGUAUCACAAGGCCUGGUGCUGGGAACAAGUCCUGCGGAGCGAGCAGUAGGGGCAAGGGCAUUGGCCUUAAGAUCUGAUGGAGUGGUGAACAGUGCAGUAGCCUGGGCGAGAUAUGGCACCGCUGACCCUAUUGCUGUAGUGUCCCCGCAGUUGGAAAAGCCACCGGAUCCUGAAUAUCCUUGGUACGAGUCAGCACAUGAAAUAGAAACGCUCCGGUCUCCGAAGUUCAUGCCAUCGCCACCUGGUGAAACAAUGGAAGGCUGGUGGACGUAUCCAUACUACAGCUGCGAAGCCAAACGAUGGUUAUUGUCCUAUACCGUGCCUGUUGCAACAGUGCGAGGAUUGAAAGGUAUCGUCUCGCUAGACAUAGACAUAUCGAGUUUGGAAAUUAACCAGUGCGAGGCAGAUACUGAAGAUGAUAAUGAUAACCAAAUAUAUUCUUUUCACGGCACACACAAAUGCCCUAACGACACUACUUACUGUGAAUACAAACCAAACAGAGAGAUGAAUGUGCGACAUGCUGGUUGGGCGCGAGGGUCAUAUAUUUGCCGAUGUCGUCCCGGAUACUAUUCGACACAUCACCGUGAAGGAUAUAAUGGAUCCCUUGUUGAAGUGGCUUACCAAGAAUACGAAGAAAACGAUCUAGAAAACUGGAGUGAGCCUUACGAGUGUCUGAAAUGUCAGCCGGGCUGCGAAACAUGCCGGGGACCGGAACCGUGUCUCGCCACUUACAACUGGCCAUUCCGGAUAUCUUUACUGGUAAUAUCAGUAAGCUGUGCAGUCAUGACAGUAUGUCUGACCAUCUACACUCGUCAUCACCGCAGAGUGAAAGUAUUCCGAGUGGCCAGUCCGGUGUUCCUGUCAAUAACACUACUUGGAUGUGCUAUCAUGUAUAUGGAGAUGGCAGCUAUAUUCCCGGUGUUGGAUAGAUACUCCUGCAUUGCAACAAAAUGGACCAGACAUAUGGGAUUCUGUAUCACUUACACAGCACUUCUGAUGAAGACAUGGAGAGUAUCUCUGACAUACCGAGUGAAGUCAGCUCACAAACUGAAGCUGACAGACAAACAGUUGCUGCAGUGGAUGGCACCGAUACUCCUCAUCAUGCUGGUCUACCUCGGCACCUGGACACUGUCUGCUCCACCUGAUGCUGAAGUUAUAACAGACAACAGAGGCCUGAAAUUCAAGCAAUGUACUUACAAUUGGUGGGAUCACAGUUUAGCUAUAGGUGAAAUCCUGUUCCUACUAUGGGGCGUGCGAGUAUGCUACCGCGUCCGCCACGCUGAGAGCCUGUACAAUGAGGCGCGGCUCAUCUCUAUAGCCAUUUAUAACAUAUUUACUGUCAACUCUCUCAUGAUAGCUUUCCAUUUACUAAUAUUACCUCGGGCUGGACCUGACAUUAAGUAUCUUCUUGGGUUCAUAAGAACUCAACUAUCUACUUCAACCACAGUGCUGUUGGUGUUUUUACCUAAGGUAUUACGUGUGGUACGUGGUACAGGCGACACAUGGGACAGUCGCGCCCGUGCCCGCGGCGUACCAGCUUCCUCCUCACUGAAUGGUAUAGGCCUUGUGCCUGACGAACCACCCGACCUCUAUCAGGAGAAUGAGGAACUUAAGGAGGAAGUUCAAAAACUAGCAGCUCAGAUAGAGUUCAUGAAGAUAGUGCAGAUGGAGAUGCACAACCGUCACUUGCGGCCGCGGCCCGGCGGGUACUUCACUACCAACGCUAACUCCGCCGCGCCGCAGAGCCCUAUACACCCAAAGACUGUUAACAUUUCACAGGACAGUACAGAAUGGAGCGGACCAGUGUGACUGGUAGCGCUGAGCGAUAGUGGGUGGUCGUGGCCGGGCCCGGCGGGGAAGCGCGUCACCACCACGGUGGACGUGCGCCCGCCGGCGUACGUGUGACGUCACAACUCAUCACGCAUCCAUUGCUUUGUUUCGCUCAGUUCAGUGAUCAGACUUUUAUUUGCAUUUUAGUAGCUAAGUAACUUUUUCUUGCUUUAAAAAUAACAUAGAGUUGCAGUAACACAAGUGAUUUAUAGUUGUUUAAAGUUAUUCAUUAUAGUGACCUCAAGAAGUUACCAAUGAUAACAGCUCUGCGUAGAGUAAGUUUAACUGUGCUUUUCAUUCCAAAUAUUUUAUUGCAUCGUAUGAAAUCAAGUCUGUUGAUAGUAUGUAAAUGUAUUUAUAGUUAUUUUGGAACGACGAUAAAUCGUAACCGUUGUUUAUUAGAUAGGAUAAUGUCAUAAAAUAAUAUUUAAUUAGCAAUUUUUAUGUUCAUUCAUACAUUUGUGCAGAAAGGCUAGUGGUCAAUACUGUACCCUUAGUACCAGUUUGUACUACGAUUUAGGCUUUCUCUUGGUUGGUUUAUUUUGCCUGCCAAUCAGAGCGCUCUCGUUUCGAAUACUUCAAACGCAAACCAAAGUCAUACUAAGAGCGGAUUACGGUUAAAUACUCAUUACAGUCAGAUAGUUAUACAAUUUGUAACAUAUACCAAAGAAUUGUAAUAAUUUUUGUGUUUUAGUACAAACUGUGCCACCAAAUAAUAGCGUAGUUUGCCAUGAACUGUGUUCUUGUGAGACUAUUAUAAUUUAUGCUUAUUCUAGUUUAAUAUUCCAAGUAUUGUAUUGUAAACAUUCCAAAUGUAAUACUUAUUAGUAAAUUAAUGUUACUUUUUAAUAUAAUUAACUCUUUAAAUAAGUUAUUGUCUGGUGAAACAAACAGGCUCCUUCUCAUAGAGCCCAUUGGGAAGGACACUAUGUUUGUUAAGCUGUAGGCAGCCGCCUGCUCGAUGUCAUUGCAAAAAAAAAGAAAUUACUCCAUAGAUAAUAUAAUAAACACAUCUGUCAGUGUCAUCCAGACUUCAAAUUGGCGGGAAAUCAAAUAAAAUUAUAAUUUGUAAUAUAUUUGUAGCUAUACGUUAAAAUGUCGGGCACUGAGUGUUCAUCGUUAGGACAGACAAUAAGAAGUAAAAUUUUCGAAAAACCUAACUUCAUAAGUCAUGGAAUUUAACAACUAAACAAAAUCUUAUUUAAUUUAGAUUAAAGUUUAAUUAUUAAGUUUGAACCUUUUGAAACAUAGCACUUGUUAUCUAUUAUGUGUUGUAGGUAAACUAGUACAUACAUCAUAAACCAUUUGUAUAGUUUUAGGCGUAAACAAAUUGUACAUAUGAAUCAAAAUAAAGCAUAAAUUCUAAAGUGUUGUACAUAAACUCAUUAGAGAUGUUUAAUUAUUAUUUUGUUUCAUUUACCAUCUGUGAUAAGCAGUAUUAUCAAUUAUAAUGUUGUAUUGUGAUGCUGUUGUAUGGAUCUUUAUAGAGAAGCUGUUUAACAAAAUGUCUGGUACACUCAGCCAGUUUACUUGGUACCUAUACAGAUAAAAAUGUAAAGAUUGAUUCAGUAUAUACAUACAAUAAUUAUCAAUAAAAGUGCUGCCACAUAAUUAGAUAUAUCAUAAAAUCUUACAUCUCUUUAAAGAUUCAUACAAUAUGCCAUUAUUCUAUAGAUUGAGCAUGAUUGAGAUAUAAGAUUGUAAAAGAAAUGUGUAUCCAAAUAUGUUUUUGGUGUAUCCAUAUCUGGCAAAUGCUCUGUUCACGAACAACCCGUGGACGGCGCAGGGGUAGCGCACCAAGCACUUGUUCAUAAGCAGCACAUUCGUCAGAUUUGGAGACAUCUCUUAUUAGGCUUUAGCUCAAUAAUUAAAGGAGAGGAGCAAAGAACCGGGCCCACGGUUUCUUUGCUCACCUUUUUUCUAAUCCUUAGUCUUCACUCUUCACUUUCUAUUCUACCCUAGUUAUCCUAUAAUAAAUGUUAUUUUUUGACGCUAGUUGGCUAUCCUAUCAUUUAAUGUAGGUGUUAAAUAUUACUGUGCUAAGUGUGUUAUUAGAAUAUUUUUCAAGAUGAAUGUUUUUAUGCUGAUUUUUAAUAAUUCAUGCAAAUAAAAGGAAACCUGUGCUGCAAUGAUAAAAAUACCUAAAAAGUUCAUGUGUAAUUUUGAAUUCACACAAAGAUCUAUAAUCUUUGUUAGAAUGAGUUCACUUUUUAAGUGUUUGGAAAGAAUUUUGUAAAAUAAUUAGAUGUUUAUGUAAACUUUACACUUGUUUAUUUUGAUAUGUAUUUAAAUGUUGAACUUGCUGUUUGAUUUCCAAUAGCGAAUUGAACACAAAAUAUUCCUUUACACAAUAUUUGUACUGAGAAAAACAUGAGAGAAAACUAUACUGAAAUACUGACACACAAUGUUCAGUAUGUUUUAGAAGUUAAAUUGAAAUUAAUUUAACAUUGUCACAUCUCAAAAAGCAAAAAUAACUUAAUGAAGAAAACCUUGAAUAUAUUCAGGCCAGAAAAUUUCAAAUGAAACAUGAACAAAAUACAGUAUUUGUCGUUAUUCUAAUGACACAGAAAGAAAUCGUUGUAGCCUUUAUUCAAACGAGUAAAACUCAUCAUUUGUAGGUGUGCCAGUAGCUUAAGUUUUAAAUGUGAUAUAAAUAAAAAAUUAGUACAAUAUAAUAUUCUAUUUUUUAUUUUCUUGAAUAUAAUUUUACUAUUUGAAUCUCUUUAGACUUAACUAUUUCAUGUUCUACGUGCCAAGUUAUAAAUUUUCGAAGUGAAUAUAAAAAUUUGAAUGUAUCAAUUUUUGUAUAGUUUUUUUAGAUAUUAAAUACAUUACAUAGUAAUCACAAUGUAACUGAGUGUUAUAUUAGAAUUGGUGUAAUAAGUAUUGUUAAUCUAUGAUACUCGUUUCUAGGUGAAUUUUAUGUAAGAAGUUCUGUUUUUACAUUAAAAUAAAAAUGACUGUU
Molecule: messenger RNA, 5453 nt
Organism: Spodoptera frugiperda (fall armyworm)
Lineage: Eukaryota; Metazoa; Arthropoda; Insecta; Lepidoptera; Noctuidae
Product: probable G-protein coupled receptor CG31760
Exons: 18
Coding region: 365-2467 (700 amino acids)
Biological process (GO): G protein-coupled receptor signaling pathway
Cellular component (GO): membrane
Molecular function (GO): G protein-coupled receptor activity
Source: RefSeq, a predicted model, not a curated record